AUGGCAUCCGUUCCCUCAGCCUCUGCCUUCUCAUUGCCAAUUCCAUCAUGGCAACAACCUCAAAGUGCGCGCGUUGCCCGGUAUGAGUCGAGGAAGCGUAGGAAAGACUAUUAUGGCUGGGACACUGAGGACGAUGUUUUUGAAGGCGACACAACUGAUGCAGGAUCUGAAAUUGCACCUUCUGGUGCAUCAUUGAUUCUGUCACCAGAAGAAGCACAUCAAUAUCGCAUAGCCGGUCUAUCUUUCGACAGAGAACUACCAGGGGGCCAUUUCCCACAUGGUCCCGCCAAAGAUGAAACCGCUAGCAACCGGAGAAAGGAUAAUGUUAUGAAAGGAUUAUCAUCAUUGACACCACCGGUUUACCCACCACAGUCUGCUGCCUAUCAAGGCAACCUUCGUCUGCAGCAUCUCGCUGUUCUCUCUUCUAUUUUGCAUCGUUGUCUUCUUGAUAGAGACUACAUCCGUGCUGGAAGGGCCUGGGGUUUAAUCCUUCGUGAGGAGUUUCAAGGAAGCCCAAUCGAUGUGCGCGCUGAAGGGAGAUGGGGUAUUGGAGCUGAAAUCUUGCUCCGUCGAGAUCGCCAGCAUUCGGAUCACGCCUCGGGAUCUGCGAGAGCUAUCAAAAAUGGCCAGAAGUCGGAAGUUCCUGGGCUUUAUUUUACAAGACAAGGGUUCGAAGCUGCCAAGCAAUACUAUGAGAGACUCGUGGUCCAGUAUCCAUUUCGGAAAACUGCUCCGGACUUCACAAGUUCUUUGCACUUUUACCCAGCCAUGUUCGGACUUUGGGUUUAUGUUACACAAGAGGAGAGCAAUGCUGCUCGCCAAGAUAUCCGGAAUCGCCAGGAAGUUGCACCCAAGGAAGACUCGGACGAUGCAGCAUCUGAUCUAGAGAGUUCCGACGGCUCAAGUCAAGAAAUGCAAAGCCUCAUCGCAGACAUCAGGGCAAUUGAGCUACACGAAGCCCAGAAGAUUGCGGCAAGAAUGGAUGAAGUUCUUGUCUCUCCCCCCUAUUCGGAUUCUCCCGAGCUAUUAGAACUUAGAGGCAUGGUUUCUCUUUGGAUCGGCGACCUUUUCAUGUCUUCCUUGGCUCAUCGCAUGGAGGAUACCGACGGGUUUGAUGACACCGACUUGAUCCCAGGAGAGGGCUUUCAAAACUCAAUUCAAGCCAGACGGGAGCAGAGACUUGCAGAUGAGAAGAGACGAUCUGAGGUUGAAAAGGCUCAAGAUUUCUUUGACAAAGCGAAGCAGCGUGGCAAAGGGAUGACCUCGACACUUGAGGACCUACACAUUGACGACAAUGCUUCUCUCGAUGGAUAA
Molecule: messenger RNA, 1314 nt
Organism: Aspergillus bombycis
Lineage: Eukaryota; Fungi; Ascomycota; Eurotiomycetes; Eurotiales; Aspergillaceae
Exons: 1
Coding region: 1-1314 (437 amino acids)
Biological process (GO): transcription initiation at RNA polymerase I promoter; nucleolar large rRNA transcription by RNA polymerase I
Cellular component (GO): RNA polymerase I core factor complex
Molecular function (GO): TBP-class protein binding; RNA polymerase I general transcription initiation factor activity; RNA polymerase I core promoter sequence-specific DNA binding
Source: RefSeq, a predicted model, not a curated record